Cutaneotrichosporon oleaginosum is the source of this 558-nucleotide messenger RNA. RefSeq lists its product as uncharacterized. NCBI's taxonomy places the organism in Eukaryota, Fungi, Basidiomycota, Tremellomycetes, Trichosporonales, Trichosporonaceae. The record is from RefSeq and is a predicted model, not a curated record.
AUGCUCACUGCCCUCUUCGCUCUUCUUGCUGCCACCGCCACGCUCGGCGCCCAGAUCCACCCCCGUGGCGACACCCGCUUCUGCCUCCAGGCCACGGACGCCCCGAAGAACGGCGAUGUCGUCUCCGUGAACACCUGCAAUGGCAGCCGCGGCCAGGACUUCACCAUUUCCCCAGGCUCCACCAAGGUCAAGGUCGCCGGCUCAAACUUCUGCCUCGACGCGGGCUCCAGCCCGGGCAACGGCAUCAGGAUGAAAGUUUGGCAGUGCUACGAUGGCCUCCCGGCCCAGCAGUUCUACCUCACCGGCGAUGGUCGCAUCGCGGUUGAGGGCAAGGGCCAGUGUCUUGACCUCACCAACGGCAACCUUGUUGCUCUCAACCCCGUGCAGACGUGGGAGUGCGGCACGGGCAACAACAAUCAGUACUGGACGGUCGGCGGUGGUGGUCCCGGCCCUACUACCGUACCCCCUACCUCCGUUCCUCCCUCGUGCGCGCCGUCCACUGUCACUGUUACGGUGACGCGCGCUGCUGCCAAGCGUGAAAACCGCUACCAGCAUUAA